Molecule: messenger RNA, 1393 nt
Organism: Ipomoea triloba (trilobed morning glory)
Lineage: Eukaryota; Viridiplantae; Streptophyta; Magnoliopsida; Solanales; Convolvulaceae
Product: bark storage protein A-like
Exons: 6
Coding region: 136-1182 (348 amino acids)
Biological process (GO): nucleoside metabolic process
Molecular function (GO): catalytic activity
Source: RefSeq, a predicted model, not a curated record
UCCUAUAAAUCUGCCAGCUCCGAACAGACACUUGAACAACACAGACCAACAUAAUAGACCAUCAUUUCUUGAGAUCGAGCUUAGCUUAGCUUAGCUUGUUGGAGAUUGGAGGGAGAGAAAAUUAAGCAAAUAAAAAUGGGUGCAAAACAGCAGGGAAGCAGGGCAUCAGUGGUUUUAAGGAUGUUGGGUUUGAUGUUGUUUGUUGUGCAGGUGAUUCCUAGUCUGGGAAUUCCACAGCAGAGGUUGAGAUCUUUGAGUAUAAUAAGGAAGAUGAAUCAGAAAGGGCCUUACAUUGGUCUUGUCACUGUUUAUCCUCCUGAGGAGAAUGCCUUCUUUGCCACUGGUGCCUUCCAACCUCACCCACAACACCCCUUUGUAGAUUUAUCAGGUAGACGUUUUAGAAUUGGGACAGUGAUGGGAAAGAAAGUUAUCUACGUGAGAUGCGGUGUUGGGCUGGUGAACGCAGCGGCUACCACACAACUAAUGCUGGAUUACUUUCACUUGAGUGGAAUCAUUCAUUUUGGCAUAGCUGGAAAUGCCAACAGUUCCAUGUCCAUUGGAGAUGUUGUGAUACCCAAACAAUUUGCCAACACUGGUCUAUGGGAUUGGAUGAAACCCAAUGGGACAGUUCCAACCAAUGAUGUUACUCAAAUGGACUUCAAGAACUAUAAUGUACCAAAAGGGGGAGACAACGAAUUAGGGCACCUUGGAUAUAGCACUGAGCAAUUCUAUUCAACUUCUGGAGACCCAACUGAUCCUGAGAGAGUUUUCUGGUUUAAUGUAACCAAGGACUGGCUUAACUUAGCUUCUAGCUUGGAGGGGAUGGAAUUGGAGCAAUGUCUAAAUUCAAGCUUGUGCCUCCCACAAAAGCCUAAACUAGUUGUAGGUCUCAAGGGUUCAACUGCCAACCUUUUCCUUGACAAUGCAGCAUACAGAGAGUUCCUCUUCCAGUCCUUUGAGGUUACCUCACUUGACAUGGAAAGUGAAGCUGUUGUGAUGACAAGCUUGUCCAAUGGAUUCCCAGUAAUCGCCAUUCGUGGAUUAUCAGACCUAGCUGGAGCACAAACAGGCAACAACACAAUUGAUUUGUUUGGACCUCUAGCAGCUUCAAACACUGCCAAUGCUGUGAUUCAAUUCAUCAACACUCUGCCAAGAUCUGGAAAUACUUAUAGAUAUUAUUAGGGCUACCAUUACAAUUGCUCUUUAAAUUGUGUUUAUCUCAAGUUAAAGUUCCCGGUAUUAAUGAAGAAGUAUUAAUCGAUUUAUUUGCAAGUUUGCCACUUAGUAUUGUUUGAAAACAAACAUUAUAUUCCAUAUCCAUUUUAUUUAUGGAAUUGGCCCGGCUGGAGAAACAUUAUAUCCUGUGAGAGUAAUUAGAUACCCAAUUUAGUCA